Molecule: messenger RNA, 1319 nt
Organism: Thalassophryne amazonica
Lineage: Eukaryota; Metazoa; Chordata; Actinopteri; Batrachoidiformes; Batrachoididae
Gene: fam50a
Product: family with sequence similarity 50 member A
Exons: 13
Coding region: 129-1127 (332 amino acids)
Biological process (GO): chromatin organization
Cellular component (GO): nucleus
Source: RefSeq, a predicted model, not a curated record
UCGGCUUCGCCAUUUUUCUUGUUGUGAUGUGCUGAGAGGUCUUCUGAACCUCAGAGUUUAUUUUUCGUCUCUUUUGGUUAUUUAUUUCUUUUCCUUAAGCUUUUAGUGAGCGUCGGAAGCAAAGCAACAUGGCGCAAUAUAAAGGAGCAGCCAGUGAGGCAGGAAGAGCCAUGCAGCUCAUGAAAAAACGAGAAAAGGAAAGAGAGCAGCUUGAACAGCUCAAACAGAAGAUCGCAGAGGACAACAUGGUCAAGUCCAACAUUGAUAAGAAAUUCUCAGCUCACUAUGAUGCUGUCGAGGCAGAGCUCAAGUCCAGUACAGUUGGUCUGGUGACUCUGAAUGACAUGAAAGCCAAACAAGAGGCCCUGGUAAAGGAGCGAGAGAAACAGUUGGCCAAGAAGGAGCAGUCCAAGGAGCUUCAACUAAAGCUUGAGAAGCAGAAAGAGAAGAAAAGAAAAGAGGAACAGAAGAGGAAAAUUGCCAGUUUAUCGUUUAAUCCUGAAGAUGAAGAAGAAGAAGAGGAAAAUGAAGAAGAAGAAGAACAGGAUGAUGUUCCAGUAAAGAAGAAGAAGCUGGGGAAGAACCCAGAUGUGGAUACAAGUUUCCUUCCUGAUCGAGACAGAGAGGAGGAGGAGAAUCGUCUCAGAGAGGAGCUCAGGCAGGAGUGGGAGCUCAAACAGGAGAAAAUCAAGAGUGAGGAGAUUGAGAUCACAUUCAGCUACUGGGAUGGAUCUGGACAUCGUAAAACUGUCAAGAUGAAGAAAGGAAAUACCAUCCAGAACUUUCUACAGAGGGCACUAGAAGUCCUCAGGAAGGACUUCAGUGAACUGAGGUCUGCUGGAGUUGAGCAGCUAAUGUACAUUAAAGAGGAUCUGAUCAUCCCACAUCACCACAGUUUUUAUGACUUCAUUGUGACCAAAGCGAGAGGAAAAUCUGGACCUCUUUUCAGCUUUGAUGUUCACGAUGAUAUUCGACUCGUGAAUGAUGCCACCAUAGAGAAAGAUGAGUCUCAUGCAGGUAAAGUGGUGCUGAGGAGCUGGUAUGAGAAGAACAAACACAUCUUCCCCGCUAGUCGCUGGGAGCCAUACGAUCCUGAGAAGAAAUGGGACAAAUAUACGAUCCGGUGAAACAGUGGCUCCUCACCAUAUUUCAGCAGUACUUUACUGAGACAUGAUAAACUAUUGAUUUAUGGUUUUACGUUUGUUGUUGUAUAUUUGAUUUGCUGGUUCAGUGUUUCCCAACAGGAAAACCUUUCACAUGUAUAUAGCUCAGAAUCCUUGUGGCAUUUCUGCUGUGGAAAAUAAAUACAUGUUGGAAUU